Molecule: messenger RNA, 1177 nt
Organism: Drosophila hydei
Lineage: Eukaryota; Metazoa; Arthropoda; Insecta; Diptera; Drosophilidae
Gene: Cpr47Ec
Product: larval cuticle protein 65Ag1
Exons: 2
Coding region: 708-1115 (135 amino acids)
Cellular component (GO): chitin-based extracellular matrix
Molecular function (GO): structural constituent of chitin-based larval cuticle
Source: RefSeq, a predicted model, not a curated record
UUCUUUCUUGUAAUUUAUUAGUAAGUAACUCCGUCUGAAUGCGAUUCGUGUAAGAUGCAACAGGUCUGACACCUGAGCAGAGGAGUAACCCGAACAGCAACAGCGCUUGCCAAAUGCCCUGGGCAUUUUCAAUCCAAUUUUGGGAAGGUGUGCUAGCUCGCCACAUAUUUGAAUACGAGACAGACACUUUAUGCUAACUUGUGAGUUCAUUGUUUGGCUUUUGAGUUAGAGUCGUUAAAAUAUAUAUAAAAAUUAAAAUUAUGCACGGAAUCUUAAAAGAGCAAUAUCUGGUCUCUAUGACUAUCUCUUGCCUGAGAUAAAAUAUGCCAUCAGCGUAUGGAUGCAGUUGAAGAUAGAGGCAAAAAUAUAGUACGGAAGUUACUGCUGCAGCGGCUCCGGAAUAACUGAGUGGCUAGUCAGUUAGGCUGCUUCAGUGGUUGACACAUUUUUGUUUUUUUUUCUGCUUUUGUGGAAUGACCCUGACAUUUAGCGUGAAGUAAUUUGAGCAUCGUUUAAAGUUUUUGGACGUAGCGCAGCUGCCAUAAACCGGGAUGCAAACAUGUUUGGCAUGUUUAAACGCAUAGAGAAACGUUGAAUUAUUUGAUCGCAAUGCCGACCGCAUAUAAAAGCCAACGCACGAAUGAUCCACACUCAAACUCUCGCUUUCGUUGAUCCAGUUCGAAUAUCUAAAAAAUAAGCUCAAAAAUAUGUUCAAGUUCCUACCUUUGUUCGUCCUGGCUGUCGCGGCUGUCGCACAUGCUUUGCCUGUUUCCGAGAAAGACGAAGUCGUGCCUAUUUUGAAUUCGGUGGUCAACAAAAACGAUGAUGGUUCCUAUAAAGCCUCCUAUGAGUCAGGCGAUGGAACCCUGCGCGACGAGGAGGCUACCGUUAUAAAUGCCGGCACCCCGGAAGAGUCACUUGAAGUCAAGGGCUCUUACAAGUACAUUAAUGAAGACGGCGAAACCGUUGAGGUCUUCUACACGGCUGGUGUAAAUGGCUUUGUGCCCUACGGCUCCGUCGUUAAUCCCGAAAUCACGGCCGUGGCACAGGCAGCUAAGGAUUUACCAAGCAACCAAGACUCUGAACCAGAGCCCAAGGCCAAAACAUAUGCCUAGUGAAAUAGUUAUGUAACUUUCGGAAGAUGUGAAUAAAAUUUAACGAAAAAUAUCAGAUAAAU